AUGGGGAACGACUGGAAGAAAAACAUCAACACAAUAGACAAUGUUAAUUACUGUGCUUAUUGUCUCGGUAGUCGCUAUUAAGCGGAGUUCGAUGGAUAAUUUAGAUUAGCGAGAAUGAAUUAUCCUCACUUGAAAAUCACAAACGUUAUACUUAGCUAGGCUACUCUAGUUAUCGUAAAGGCUGGUUUGCUAUCAAGCUAAGUGACCAGUCAACUAGCUGCCAUUGCUUCGUUGGAUAGCUAACGUUAUAGUGAUUAAAAAACGUCCAAAAAACUAGCUACUCUAGCUAACUGUUGGUAUUGCAAUUUAGAUUUGCUCAUUUUAGCUAGCUAACGGAAAACGCGCUUAUCCGUGGCAAACCUGGACGCCAGCAGUGCUAACUUGGGUAACUUAAUAUUCGCUGGUGAAGGAAGGAUGCUGAACUUCUCAAACUGGAUACCACAACGGCUUUAGGAAAACGUAUAUGGGGUGUAUGUGUCGUCUCACAAUAAGUGGCCGUUAAUAGUGGAUUCCAUAGUAUAAGACUGACAACCGAUCGAUCAAUGGACGCCCUGUAUGGAAUUGGACUCGCUACAGAACACAAUGGAAGCGACGAAUCUCGCCGUUAAAAUCUGUGGAAUUAUAUGGCCAAUGGCUUGUACCUAGAACCAGUACAGGGAUUGUAUUGCCUAAUAUAGGCCAGUGAUCCGCCGGUCCCAAACCGAACUGUUACGCUUGAGCGUCGGAGACCCCGCUGGAGAAGAAUGAUACUGUUCUGGAUAUUUCUAUCCACACCGACGACAUGUGUGGGCAUCCAGGCCGAAUCGUCGGAGAGCCACAGCGCUUUCGCCUGCGAACCCAUUACCAUGCGCAUGUGCCAGGAUCUGCCCUACAACACCACCUUCACCCCCAACCUGCUGGACCACUAUGACCAGCAGAGCGCCGAGCUCGCCAUGGAGCCCUUCCACCCCAUAGUGAACCUGCAGUGCUCCCCGGACCUGCGGCCCUUCCUGUGCGCGCUGCACGCCCCGGUGUGUGCAGAGUACGGCCGUGUGUCCCUGCCCUGCCGCCGGCUGUGCCAGCGCGCCCGCCGCCAGUGCCAGCAGCUCCUGGACGUGUUCGGCGUGGCCUGGCCCGAGGAAAUGGACUGCGGCAGGUUCCCUGACUGCGACGAGCCAUACCCACGAGCCGAGGACCUGGCCCCCCUGGCGGAACCCACGGAGGACACCCCCGACUCGUCCCGGCGCGACUACGGCUUCUGGUGCCCGCGUGAGCUGAAGGUGGACCCGGACUUGGGCUACGUGUUCCUGGGCACGCGCGACUGUUCCCCACCCUGCCCCAACAUGUACCUGGACCGCGACGAGCUCCGGCUGGCCCGCUACGCCAUCGGGGCCGCCUCCGUGGUCUGCCUGUCAGCCACCCUCUUCACCUUCCUCACCUUCCUCAUCGACAUGGCCCGCUUCCGCUACCCGGAGCGGCCCAUCGUCUUCUACGCCGUCUGCUACAUGAUGGUGUCCCUCACCUUCCUCCUGGGCUUCCUGCUGGAGGACCGCGUGGCCUGCAACCCGGCCCGGCCCGGCCAGGGCAGGGGCCCCACGGUCACCCAGGGCUCGCACAACAAGGCCUGCACCCUGCUCUUCAUGGCCCUCUACUUCUUCACCACGGCGGGCAGCGCCUGGUGGGUGGUGCUCACCGUCACCUGGUUCCUGGCGGCCGUGCCCAAGUGGGGCAGCGAGGCCAUCGAGAAGAAGGCUCUCCUCUUCCACGCCGGGGCCUGGGGCGUGCCGGGGGCCCUGACGGUGGCCCUGCUGGCCCUCAACAAGAUCGAGGGCGACAACGUGAGCGGGGUGUGCUUCGUGGGGCUGUACGACUCGGACGCGCUCCGCUGGUUCGUGCUGGCCCCGCCGUGCCUGGCCGUGGCGGCCGGCUCGGGGCUCCUGCUGGCGGGGAUAGCGGCGCUGAACCGGGCACGGACGGAGAUCCCGCUGGAGAAGGAGAACCGCGACAAGCUGGGCAAGUUCAUGAUCCGCAUCGGGGCCUUCUCGGCGCUCUACCUGGCGCCCCUGCUUGGGGUCAUCGGGUGCCACGUCUACGAGCAGAGCCACCGGGCGGCGUGGGAGACGGCGUGGGUGCAGGACCGGUGCCAGGACUACCACAUCCCCUGCCCCGCCAAGGUGGAGUACACCGGGAGGCCGCACCUGAUGCUCUUCCUCAUGAAGUACCUGAUGGGGCUGGUGGUGGGGAUCCCGUCCGUCUUCUGGGUGGGCAGCAAGAAGACCUGCUUCGAGUGGGCCGGCUUCUUCCACGGCCGCCACUGCAAGAAUACCGGGACGGAGGAGAGCAGGCGCGCCCUGCGAGAGCCGGACUUCUCCCAGCUCCUGCGGGAGCCCCAGGGCCCCAUCGUGCGCAAGUCCCGGGGCACCUCCACGCAGGGCACCUCCACCCACGCCUCCUCCACCCAGCUGGCCCUGCCCGACGGGCAGCACAGCCGCGCCAGCAGCGUACACAGCAAGCUGAGCAGUCGCCAUGGCAGCCUGCGCCACGCCCGCGAGGGCAGGCAUACCCCCGGCAGCUACCAAGAAGCAGAGCAGCACCUGCAGUUCGGGAGCGCCUUGCACCUCAACGACCAUUCGCUGUCACGGCACAGGAGCAGCACCCAGCACCUGAACAACCAGUCACGGCACGGCAGUACUCGGGACCAGACCGAGACCCCACCCGCCGUGGUCACCCACGGCUCCAGCGUGGAUCAGGUGGUGGAGGACGACUGUGCCAGCGCCUGAUUGGUCUCGUCAGGCUUAGGACCCUCGGCUGAACGGUUCUCUCGUGGUGGACCCGAAGAUGAGAUGGAGGUGGUCUUCAGCCUCAGUUUUCCGUUACCCUGCUCCUCAGGGCCAUCAAUCCCAGCUUUUGAAUGGUCAGCUUGACUUGACUUGAAUUCUGUUAGGUGUACAUUGUUGCCUGUCCAACCCCCCGGAACUUUUAGGACAUGCAUUUUCUUUGUUUUUAUAUUGUGAAGGUGUAUAGAUACUGUGAAAGACGAUGUCCCAAUUGUGUAAAUAUAGCGUGGUGUAUAAACAAAUAAUGAACUGUUCUACUGAUGCGAUGGAGGCUGCAGCUGUCCCACGGUGCAUUGCCAGAAUACAGGGGAGCGGCUCACUUACGAGUCCAAUUCAGUGUGAGGAGAAGCAUCGGACUCAUGACCAAAAACGUAUUCACUAUAUGCAAAAAUGACAAGCCCCUUUUUCGAAGAUAUUCAUCCCACUAAUGUAAAAUGUGAAAGUCAUUUGGCUGCUGCAAUUGUGAUUCUCAGUAGGUACUGGUAAUGUGUUCAGGGUAGAAAUACAGGCCAAGUGCGGUGGUCAUGGUAUGGUGAAGAAUCUUUUCGCACGGGCCUUGGGUUUUUGCAAGGGUACAGAAACAUUGACAUGCUAAUAAUUUAAAGUACUGUUCUUUUGGCACCAACGUAUGGAUACUGCAGUCUUAUCUUAUGACUGGGUAGGUAGUAGUUGCCACUGUUGUUUUUGUUAAAAAGGGCUGGCUUGGUAUGUGAAGCAUGUGUAAUUGUGACUGUCCAGUGGCAAGUUUGGGGACGUUUCAUUGCUGGUGUUCCACCCAAUACAGUGAUUGGAAAAUAAUGACUUGUGAGGACCCAAACACAAGACUGUUGUCCCGAAAUGAUGGAGCACAUUUCAGCGAGGGGACAUGUUUACAAACCUGAUGGAGCAGUUCCACAGAUUGGAAGAUGAAGAUAAAACGCAGGGACAAAAUUUGGUUGGAAAAAGCCAAAUUGCAUUUUUCAAAAGGGACAGUUGAGUGAUUCUUUUUCACUACAUUCUCUGCUUUUUUUUAUUUUUUUUUUAUAUAUAAAACCACUUUCCCUGUGGAUGAACUAUCAGGGCAUUUCAAUUCAAGAUUGAAUGAUUGUUCAGAACAUCCAGAAAGGCCCACUUUCAAUUGUAAAUAUGUAUUGCUGUACAUUUUACUUUAUGCUGCAAUCUCUCAUCCUGCUGCUGCCUGUGUUCAAACCCUCAGUCAAUGCUGACUACACCUCCUGGUGAAAUGGCGUGGCAUUUGCAUCAGGGCUGGAUUUAUACACUCCAGGCUUGGGCAUACAUGCUGCUGUUCAUUUUGUUUUAAUGAUACCUGCCUGGCCUUAUAUUACCUCUUAUUGAACUUAAGUCGUCGCAGUUGCUGUGCUGCGGCUACUUGGUAGCUCACUCAGAAGUGAGUUAGCACCAGAGUCUUUCAUUGAAUCUGGCCCACGCCAGUGCUGACUGCCCAGUGGAUAUAUAGGAGGGAUUCUGUUGGCAGGGAAUAGCAGUGGUUCAAUUGCUCACCCGACUCCUCCACCUCCACUCUGUAUGUGCACAGCUUGUGGCUGCAGUGCGAAAAGGUUUCGGAGGAGAACCGCGAGUUGUCUUCACUCUCCCAGCAGCAUGGGCAUAUUCGAGCACACUUGUAUAUAAUUCGUGAAUUACAAAUUCGGGUUGGAUUGGAGAUGCCAAAUUUUAUAUUUCCAAUGAAAUUCAGCAAUGUAAAUAUCCUUCUCUAAAAAUCCUUCUUCAGUUCCUGCAUGUGAAAUCACAGGCAGGUUAAUACCUCGGGGUUAGGCGAGGUGUUCAAACUGGAGGUGCACUAGCCGUUUAUACCAGUGUGCUACAAUACUAUGUCCUUUAAAACCUCCACCUGUUUAUCCAUAGCCUACCUCAGUCCUGCCUCCAGGUACCUCUUAUCUUAGCUCCGCACCUUUUAAAUGCUCUGUCAAGGAUCUGCAUCUAUGGACCUAGAGAGCCACAGGGUCUGCCCAUUUCUGUUUUCAUGAUAAAGUACGCAAACAUUUCAGACCCAUGAAACCAGGUGAAAGUGGAUAAUUAACUGACCAACAUAAGCAGUUGAAGGGGUUAUGAGUAUUAAACCCCUUUUUCAAUUCUAAAGCAGUCUCCAUGUUAUAGAUCACUAUUUGUCCUAUUGUUAAAAGAAAGAAAAAUCAAAUUAAGCUGUACCAUGGCAUUUUGUGCAAAGAAAAGCCAUGUGCUGCCACCCAAAAAAAAGAUUUGUUUAAUCCCCGCCCCUAUUCUUCACAUGCAAGUUGGUGUAUAGCAACCACCCUACAAGCAAGUGAACGCCCCAACCCCACCCCUCUUGUUGAGUGCCCAUUCAAACUGCAAAUUACACCAUCCUUUUUCCAUCCGCCUUUGGUCUGGAUCAGGAUUUUUGGAUUAGUUUAGCUAAAAAUCCUUUUUAAUCAUUCAUUGUUCCAUUCGAGUUUGUUUUUUUUAUAUUGUUCUUUAGCUCUAUUUGGUAUUUUAAUAGUUUGUUAGUGACGCCUACUUGCCUAUGACGUGUUACCGACUGGUUUGAUCGCCUUUCCGUCCUCCAACCCACCCAUCUGUGUUACUUUGGACCUCAAUUUGCAUCUUCUAAAAUUGAAAAGAGACGGGCCAAAAGUUGGUGUUUCUUUACUCUCUAAGUUUUGAGUAAAAAGCACAUCCGUUGCAGCUCCCCAGGAGCAGGUCAGCGGUCCUCAAAUUUUUGCAGCUAUUAUCUUGGUUCAGAAUUCAACUGAAAAAAGUUUGUUUACAAGGUGCUUCUCUUUUUUUCCGUCCUUCUUUCUCAGUCGCUCUGUAGGUUUCUUAGUAAAGGUUUGAUUGAACCAUUGGAACCAAUUACUGAAAUCAAAGACCAGCUGAGAACUACAAAAAUGUUUGAAAGCCCCUGUAGGGAAUUCUUAAGUUUUGCUUGAAACUCAAGAUGGUUUGUAACCACUGGUCCCCACAUCAAUAGGUCUGUUGACACUUCCAAGGUCAAAGAUUGAAUUUGUUCCCAAAAAUCUUUUUCUACAAGUCAAAAAAAUAAAAAUUGGCCUGCUGCAGUUGUGCCAAUCUAUUGUUCUCCAAGAGCAGGUUCACUGGCUUGAAGAACUCCUAGAGGCAUAAUUCAUGGAUUGUGUUCAAAGUGGCCCAUCUUUGACUUUCCCAAUUCCAUAUUUGAAUUCAUGAGCAUCUUCCUCCUUCAUUGUGCUUAGCAGCUUAUUUUUGGAGAGGAAAAUAUGUUUUAAAAUAGUCAAUAGACAUUUGAAGAGUAGUUUUUUUUCUAAAUUCUAAGUGUCCUAGAACCCCAUUGCUUUCAAUUACCAGUAGUGAUAGUUACAUCAGCAUUAGAAUGUUCAGUUAAGAAGAUUCUAAUCUAAUAAUUGUGAUCUUACACCUGAAAGGGUUUAUGGUGAUGAAUGUUGCAUAGAUGUAGGUCCCCCAACCUCUAUUAGCAUAUGCCUUUAUACACUGCAAUAUGUAAGCAGUGCCUGAGAAAAUUAACAUUUAGAAGGGAAGUUUCCAGACAACGCCGCAUAAUAUAACCUCAAACUUUUACAUCGGUGUUUCUUCACAUGUAUAUAAAUCACAGGCACCCUUUUAUGCCAACUGUUUCCAGGAUUCCUCUACCUGUUCUUUCACUCCAUUUCUUUCCCCUUUGUCAGUGAUGUGCAAAUGGGAAGGGAAGCAGUCCUUUAUAGCCCCAGACCCAAAUUGAAAUGCAUCAGAUACAAUAUACGGUACUUGUCAAUAAAAGACGUUUGAAUGCGG
Molecule: messenger RNA, 6560 nt
Organism: Conger conger (European conger)
Lineage: Eukaryota; Metazoa; Chordata; Actinopteri; Anguilliformes; Congridae
Product: frizzled-3-like
Exons: 7
Coding region: 744-2759 (671 amino acids)
Biological process (GO): canonical Wnt signaling pathway; non-canonical Wnt signaling pathway
Cellular component (GO): plasma membrane
Molecular function (GO): Wnt-protein binding; Wnt receptor activity
Source: RefSeq, a predicted model, not a curated record